CUAUCAAAUACGACAAUAUAGAUGUGUUUGGUUACACAGCCUGGUCACUCCUUGAUGGCUUUGAAUGGCAACAUGCUUACAACAUCAGGCGCGGAUUGUUUUAUGUAGAUUUCAAAAGCGAAAAAAAGGAAAGGAUUCCCAAGUCAUCUGCACUUCAUUACAAACAAAUCAUACAAGAAAAUGGCUUCUUCCCAAGGGAGUCCACGCCAAGCUUGCAAGCUCAGUUCUCAUGUGACUUCUCCUGGGGUAUCACUGAGUCUGUUCUCAAGGCAGAAUCUGUGGCUUCCUCACCGCAGUUCUCUGAUUCCAGCCUGUACCUCUGGAACAUCACAGGAGACGGGCUCCUGCACAAAGUUAAAGGGGUGAAGUUAAAAACCCGACCAGCACAGUGCACAGAUUUUGUCAGUAUUAAAAAGCAACUUGACCUCCUGGAAAAGAUGAAAGUCACUCAUUACAGAUUUGCACUUGACUGGUCGCUCAUUUUACCCAAUGGAGAUUUGUCAGUCAUCAACAGGCAAGUUCUCAGGUACUACAGAUGCGUGAUUAGCGAAGUACUGAAACUCAAUGUUCAAUCCAUGGUCACCUUGUAUUAUCCAACUCAUGCCUACCUGGGUCUGCCGGGUCCUUUGCUGCAGAUAGGAGGAUGGUUGAACCAGUCUACUGCCUAUGCUUUUCAAGACUAUGCAGCUCUAUGUUUUCAGGAACUUGGUGAUUUGGUUAAACUUUGGAUUACAAUAAAUGAGCCUAACCGGUUAAGUGAUGUCUACAACAGAAGCAGCAAUGAUACAUACCGGGCAGCACACAAUUUAUUGAUAGCACAUGCCAUGGCCUGGAGAAUAUACGAUGAGCAGUACCGAUCCUUUCAGUAUGGCAAAGUGUCCCUGUCCCUGCAUUCAGACUGGGCUGAGCCUGCCAACCCCUACUCUGAAUCCCAUUCAAAAGCUGCCAACAGGUUUCUUCAGUUUGAAAUAGGCUGGUUUGCCAAUCCCAUAUUUAAAACUGGGGACUAUCCAGCUACUAUGAGGGAAUACAUCAGCUUUAAAAACAGAAAUGGCCUCUCACACUCUUUGUUGCCGUCUUUCACAAGCAAGGAAAAGCAGCUCGUCAAAGGUGCUGCUGACUUCUAUGCACUGAAUCAUUUCACUACCAGAUUUGUGGUUCAUGAACGUCAGAAUGGGAGCCAGUAUGAAUUUGAUCGUGACAUUCAAUUUCUGCAGGAUAUCACCUGCCUGAGCUCCCCUUCUCGUCUGGCAGUUGUGCCUUGGGGACUGCGCAAAGUUCUCGGGUGGAUUAAAAACACCUACGGCGACAUCGAUAUUUACAUCACAGCAAACGGAAUAGAUGACCAGUCCUUAGACAACGAUGAACUUCGAAAUUAUUACUUGGGAAAAUACGUACAAGAGGUUUUAAAAGCAUACUACAUUGAUAAAGUCAGCAUUAAAGGCUACUAUGCAUUUAAGAUGACUGAAGAAAAAUCUAAGCCCAGAUUUGGAUUCUUCACUUCAGAUUCAAAGGGGAAGCCUUCAAUAAAAUUUUACAAUAACCUGAUAAGCAACAACGGCUUUCCUGCUGCCUACUCAGCCCCUGCUGACUCCUCAGCCUGCAAUCCCUCCAGCCAAGAAAAGCAGUGUAGCUUCUGCUUGUUCAUCUCUCAGGAGAAGCCGUUAAUAUUCUUUACCUGUUGCCUUUUCUCUACCCUUAUCUUGCUUUUAACUAUUAUUUUUCUUCACAAAAGAAAAAGAAGAAAACGUUUUAAGGCAAAAACCAUCUGGUGA
Messenger RNA from Nestor notabilis (Kea), 1775 nucleotides. RefSeq names its product klotho beta (gene KLB). The transcript has 3 exons. The record is from RefSeq and is a predicted model, not a curated record. NCBI's taxonomy places the organism in Eukaryota, Metazoa, Chordata, Aves, Psittaciformes, Psittacidae. Gene Ontology annotation, biological process: fibroblast growth factor receptor signaling pathway; carbohydrate metabolic process. Gene Ontology annotation, molecular function: hydrolase activity, hydrolyzing O-glycosyl compounds; fibroblast growth factor binding; fibroblast growth factor receptor binding. The annotation marks the transcript as partial.